Cinara cedri is the source of this 339-nucleotide messenger RNA. The record is from the annotation of a GenBank genome assembly. Lineage: Eukaryota; Metazoa; Arthropoda; Insecta; Hemiptera; Aphididae.
AUGACCAGGAUCGUGACCACGUCACUGGGCUGGACGUUCGAGGCUAGGCGUCUGUCCGUUCGGCCCACGCUUGCUGGGUGUUUAAGCAUUCGGCCGACCAACGGCGUCACAGUGACGGAUGACACUGGUCCAGGUGCUUCCGUCGGUCGACUAUCGAACGGCCACGCGCGUCCGGAGCACGGGGAACGAUCGCUAGUAACGGUUGGUCCACCAGGAAGAUUCCGGGCGCGAGACACUCGAGGUCAUGCGGGUCGGUCGAUGUCAGCCGGAGUCAGCAGCCGGGAAUUGAGUACCCCGCCUCUAUGCGGCACAACACCGUCGCGAGUACCUUAUAGGUGA